Molecule: messenger RNA, 2596 nt
Organism: Vanessa tameamea
Lineage: Eukaryota; Metazoa; Arthropoda; Insecta; Lepidoptera; Nymphalidae
Gene: tos
Product: exonuclease 1
Exons: 11
Coding region: 229-2316 (695 amino acids)
Biological process (GO): mismatch repair; DNA recombination
Cellular component (GO): nucleus
Molecular function (GO): DNA binding; 5'-3' DNA exonuclease activity; 5'-flap endonuclease activity
Source: RefSeq, a predicted model, not a curated record
CCGCAUGGCGGGAAUAUUGACAAUAUGAGAUAUGACAUUUAAAAGUUAAAACUCGUUUGUUUUUGUGAUGAACCAUCUUAAAUUGAAUACAAGUAUAUUAGUAAUUAGUAUAGUUAGAUUAAUAUAUGUGUAAUUAAUCAUAGAAACAAAUUUAAAAUAAAUAAUUAAAACUUUAAUGUCUGUUAUAUUAAGAAUUAUGAGGUAAUAUAAAAUUUUACGAAACACGAGAUGGGUAUUACAGGUUUAAUACCUUUUCUUGAAAAGGCUUCAAGGAAAACCAAUGUUAGUGAAUUUAGUGGCUCCUCGGUUGCUAUAGACACCUACUGUUGGCUUCAUAAAGGUGCUUUCGCAUGUGCUGAGAAGCUAGUUCGUGGAGAAGAAACUGAUGUAUAUGUAAAAUAUUGUUUAAAAUAUGUGGCAAUGCUGCUCUCAAGGAAUAUCAAACCAAUUUUGGUAUUUGACGGACGACAUCUGCCUGCUAAAGCUAUGACCGAAUCGAAAAGAAGAGAGUCUCGACAUACAUCUAAGAAAAGAGCAGCGGAGUUGUUGAGCUUAGGAAAGAUUGAAGAAGCAAGGUCCUUCAUUAGACGAAGUGUAGACAUCACUCAUUCAAUGGCAUUAGCUUUAAUAAAGGAGUGCAGAAAACGAAAUGUGGACUGCAUAGUUGCACCUUAUGAAGCAGACGCACAGCUAGCCUACCUCAAUGUUAAUAAUUUUGCACAGUUGGUUAUUACUGAAGACUCAGACUUGAUAUUGUUUGGAUGCACAAAGGUAUUAUUUAAAAUGGAUCUCGAUGGAAUGGGUACACUUGUAGAAACAGCUAAACUACCUCUCAUUAUGAAAUGUCCCAUUGAACAUUACACUUUUGAUAAAUUCAGACAGAUGUGCAUAAUGUCGGGUUGUGAUUACCUUGCUUCAUUGCCAGGUAUUGGGUUAGCGAAAGCGAGGCAGUUUGUGACGACCACUCAAGAUUCGAACUUUGCUAAUGCUCUGAGAAAGUUACCGAGUUUCUUUAACAGGUCUAACUUAACAGUAUCAGAUGAGUAUAGAGAGAAUUUUUUAAAAGCAGAAGCCACUUUUAAGCAUCAGUAUGUUUACGAUCCAAUUGAAAGAAAAAUGGUGAGACUCACAGAAACUGAUGAUGAAGAUGUAGAGACAGCUUUAUGUGGAAACGCGGGUGAACUUUUGGAGCCUGAAAUUGCCUUUCAAUUAGCUCUAGGAAAUCUAGAACCAUUUACUUUAAAGAAAUUAGAUGACUGGCAUCCUGAUCAUUGCAAUAUUAAUGUGAAUGAAAAUAUAAAAACAAAUAGCUGGAAAGAUAAGGGUGUAUCUAAUCAUCCAAGUAUAUGGAAUAAGAUAUUUAGAGAGUAUUUAAGCAAUCCUAGUCCUUGGGCCAAGAAGGUGAAGAAGCAGGAACUCAUCACAUCCACUCACACCAGGGCUCGGAAGAAGGUUGUCACUUUGGUGAACAAAUAUGUACCGGAGACGCAGGAUCAGAGUUUAUCAAUAGAGACAUUAAGCAACAUGUACUGUUGUGUGGAACCGGCAUCAAAAAAGCAGAAAAUUGACUUUGAUAAUCCAACACAAUACUCUGAUAUUGACAGCCAAAAUGAACACAAUAUAGCCUCUAUCGAAGAUGACACUGACGAAAAUCUGAGUAAAAAAUCACCAAUAUUAGAAAACAAAAGAAGAUCUUUCAAAAAAUGUCUCAGAAGCAAUAGUUAUUCUGUUUUAAAAAAAUUGAGUCACUUCCCAAGAACAGUUAUUGAUCAGAAUGUUAUAGAGAGUAAAUUUUUUAAUUCAAAUGAAGAUCAAUCUUGUGAACAAAGCAAUAAAAGUGAUAUUUGUGUAAUUGAAGAAUCUCCAGAGAAAUGUGUUAAUCCAUUAAAAACCACAUCAGAUGAUGAAGAAGUAAUAGAAUGCUCUGAAAGAUCAGACUCUUUACUAGGAAUUAUUCAAAACUCCCUUAGUCCUGUAAAAUUUGAAAAGAGUCCUAUUUUGGAACCUAGUCCAAAAUCUAGGAAUCCCUUUAAGUUAAAAACAGACACACAGAUGUCUACAGAUACAGGCUUUAGUGAGUCGGUGGUAGAAGAUUCACAAGGACUGGAUUCAAAUGUUAUACUUGAUUCUCAGAUGUCCCUCGAAUGUUCUCCUACUAAAGCCGUAUCUCCGCCUUCUCUAGUAAAGUUUAGGAGUAAUAGUUUUAAAAGAUCGACCUGUCGAGGUCCGGUAAUCAAGAAAACACCGCUUCCGAGCAAUCAACCUACGUUGUUGAGUAUGUUUGGUUUUCAGAAAAAACCUACAUUGAAGAGAUGAAUACUUAAAUCAAGAUCAUGACAUUUAUUUUAUAUAGAAAAGUUGUUUGUUUUAAGUUUGACAUUUAUUAUUGCCACUUCUAAAAAUACUAUGUGUUUAUAAUAUACUCUGUAAGUGUUAAUAUACCUGUAUUAAUUUUAAAUGAAUCUGUCGAUAUUUUAUUUAUAUAAAAUUCAUUUUCUAAACAUAUUUGUAAUAACAGUGUUGCCAACUGUGCGAUACAAGUAAAAAACAUACAUAGAAUCAGACCAUGGAAUGGUUGGUAAUAUUUUGGCAAUCU